This is a messenger RNA of Thrips palmi, 4861 nucleotides long. RefSeq names its product Fanconi anemia group D2 protein (gene Fancd2). Bases 1 to 4719 code for a protein of 1572 amino acids. The record is from RefSeq and is a predicted model, not a curated record. Gene Ontology annotation, molecular function: DNA polymerase binding. Gene Ontology annotation, biological process: double-strand break repair involved in meiotic recombination; homologous chromosome pairing at meiosis; interstrand cross-link repair. Gene Ontology annotation, cellular component: condensed chromosome; nucleus. Lineage: Eukaryota; Metazoa; Arthropoda; Insecta; Thysanoptera; Thripidae. The transcript is spliced from 16 exons.
AUGUACAAGAACCGUUCACGAGGCCUGAAGCGCGUUGCGUCGGUCGUGGGAGCGUCCACGUCGUCGGCGUCGAAUCUCGGUGAAGACAAAAGCAGCUUCUCCAGGCCGCCUAACCAACAAAGAUCGCCUCUGAAGGAGGCUUCCAGGCAGAAUGUUGAGGAAGAGGAGGACGACGACGAUGUCAGGCCCCCUCCAGCCAAAAAGGCACACAAUCCAGUCUCUCAGGUCGAGAAGAAACCUGUCAAAAGCACUCGGGAGGAACCGAAGAGUCAACCGAAACCGAAGACUCAACCAAAGAUGAAAGAAAGGGUGGAGACCACUCAGAAGCCAAGGCCUAGCAGAUCAUCAAGAGAACGCGGCACGAAAUCCAGUCUCUUGAGUAAUUGUGUGGACAUUGACGCUGACACCUUGUAUGCAGUCUUCCCCACGAAAUUUGAGGAGCUGGUGACUAAGAGUGGCUUCAAACUGCAGGACGGAGAUGAACCUUUCUUACUGAGGAAGGACCAAGCUGUAUUUGUUCGCAACUUGACUAUUUUACUAGCGGAGAAAGAUGACAACCCCGAUGAGUUCUUGGAAGGCUUUGAAAAAUACAUUGAAAACAGGCAGAACUUCAGGAAGAUGCUGCAUGAAACACAAACGGAUCCAGAUUUUGAAGAUGCUCGCAGCUCUCAACAAGACAGUCUCAUUCGUAUGUUACUUUCUGUGGAAUCAAUUCAACCCAAAGUAAUAGUUCUGCUCAUCCAAAAAUUGGUGGAGCUAAUUCAAAGGGAUAAGAAGGAAAUCGAGGAAGAUGAUGUUCCAUGGGUUGAGCUGAUUGUGAAAAGAUUUUGUUUUCUUGACCAGUUAGUGGAUGGAACUGCUCUGUUCAAUGAUAUCUUCAGACUUCUGCAAAUAGCUCCUGUGUCUGUUCAACAAGAAAUUAUUUACAAUUUGCCUUCCAUCAUGGGUGACGCUCAUCAUGAUGAAGUGGCUGAGCGGCUACUGAACCUUAUGGAAUCUAAGCGAGACUUGACUCGGGCUGUGCUGGAAGCCCUUGGCAGUUUGCCUUUAUCACCAACCCAAAGUGCUGACAUACGAAACCAAAUGAUGCAAUCACUGAAGAAUGCUCCCAUUGAAUUCAUUCCAGACAUUGUGAAGUUUGUAGCUCUUGAACAAUGUACAAAUCAUGAUGAGAUUAUUAAUGGCCUAAGAAGCAGUCUACCAUUUACAAAAUUACAUGCCAAACUACUUGCAGAAAAGGCAGCCCGUGAAAAGAAUGUGUCUGAUUUUCAGGCUGAAUUUGCUUCUACAAUAUCUCUCACUUUCCGCAAUUUGAGGGGUGCCUUCUUGUCCAUCCCUUCUUUAGCAAGUGCAUGGUGCAAAAACAUAAAAGGCAUACUCUCACCUAAUGAUCACCGACCUUUAGACAUUAUGAUUCUUCUCUUGAUGCAUUGCAAAGCAAGUAAUCGUAGGAAACAGGUUGAGUUGGUGUGGCGGAAUCGCAUCAAAACUAAAAUGUUCACCCAUACCUUGCUUGUAGAAACAUUUCAAGUUAUGAUAGUUGUUCUAAAAAAGUACAAAGAUGAUGUCCUCAAUGUUGCAUCAAUUUUACUCAGAAACUCUGAUUUAUCAGUUCGUGAAUAUGGCUGCUUGAUGUUUAAAUUGUCAUUUGUCCAUUUUGAAUCCCAUAUUAGACACCAAGUGGUGUCAGAUCUUAUUCUCCAUGUUGGUUCAGGAGAUACGCAUGCUCAAGUUGCUCUUGAUGUUUUGUUAGAGCUGGCAGGGGAUCACCUUGACAAACUGAGCAGACUUACUAUCCUCCUUCAGAACCUUCUUGACAAUCUAGACAAACUUAGUUUACAAGGUGUGAGGCAGAUGAUGGACCUGCUUUGCAAGAUGGCUUAUGCACCAGAAGUUGUGGAUACCGGAGUGGUAGGUACUCUUGGGGACAACAUUUCCAUAAUUGUCCAUAAGCAGCUUGCUUCUUUUGAGCCAAUGCUGAAGAGGAAAGGUGUUGUCAGUGCCGUGAUGAUGCUUAAAUAUAUGGCCGGAGUCGGACUUGACUUUACUAACUCUAGUGUAGAAAACCACAGUUUAGAGAGUUUACCUGCUGGUAGACCUAAGGAAGCAGGCAAUCUUCUAGAUUUGGUAAUGAGAAGCACUCGAUCAUCACCUGAAGUCCUUGGAUACUGCCUGGAUCAACUAUCAUUUAUGGUGUACCGUUGUGAUACGCUAGAUCCGAUAUUUCUACAACACUUUGUUGAUAAAAUGGAAGAUUCAUUCAUGGCCAGUUUCUUACCUGACGAUUGUAAUAUUCCAUCCACUAGUCGGGGAAACAACCUAGAAUUACGCAUGACAGAUCAAUACGGCUUGGACAAGGAUUCGGAGGAGCCUAUUGCUUUAGGUGUUGGAGUCCUUGUCUUGAAGGAUGCCCGCAACUCAAAAGAAGGCAGCAACCGACAGUCCCAUGAUGGCACCUAUCCAUUGUUGGUUUUAAACUCACUAUUUCGGUUGCUAAGGGUCCUAAAAUUUCGGACUGGUGAUGAAAAUUUGGAGGGCAUUGAUGCCCUUCUUGGGUGUGCUGUUAACAUGCCUUCCCAUGAGACCAUUGUAGACUUUAACACAUGUGGUCCUUCCCAACAAGCUGACAUUGUGGAUUGCUUAUUCUAUUGUAUCAACUGGUUCCGUGAAAUUAUCAAUGCGUUUUCCAAUACUAAAUCAGAGGCUUACUUGGAGAAAGUUAUGAUCCGAUUGAGAAAUUUAGUUGCUCUACAAGGCAUAUUGUCAAGGCUUAUUGGCAAUACUAUGAAUUAUACUCCUCCACAAUGUAUGUUUUAUGAGAAAGUCAAGAAAAUUCAAUUGAAGGGACUCUCUGAAAAACCCAAGAAAAAAGGUAAAGCCAAAGGAAAAAAGGCCUCUAAAAAGAAAAUGAAUGAAUCAUCUGCCAUUGAUGAAACAACAAAUAUCAAUGAAGACUCUGAUGAGGACGAGAAAGAGAAGGAGGAGGAGGGUGCUGGACCUGUCGAUUUAUCUCGGUACCGCAGCUUUUUACGGGAGCUUGACCUGGAUGUGUUUGGUCUUAUGAAAGAGGAUUUGGUAAUGACUCCACCUCCAGAACGUGGAGCAGACUCUACAGCUGAUUUAGGACCUGCAGAAUUACGCUUUUUGUUAGAGGAUUAUGUUGCCAAGCUGGAACACUCAUUCCCUUCAGGCAAAGCUAGUCGUUUUGCCCAAAUGAAGGCUGGAGGAGAAUCCCAAUACAAUUUUGCUGUGUGGGACCUUUUGCCUGUUCUGGAAAAGGCAACCAAUGCUGUAUCCAUGCUCCCAAUUUUAUGUGAGAAGUUGGAGCAAAUUGGAGAAAGUUGCAGGAAUCUACUUGAUGCCAAUGAUGGCGUCAUAGAUGGACCUGGCAUGUUUGUAGAGGGAACUUCCAAUGUGAAAAUCUGCUUUGCUCUGAUUUUAAGAGCCAUGUCAUCAACAUUUGCGUGGAAUGGUUUCCAUCACUCACAGAAUUCUGAAUUACUUCUGAAGGGCUUAAAAGUUCUUGCCACUCGACUUGAUUCAUCAAAGAAGCGAUCAUCUGUAUUUCCAUUAAUAGAGGAUGCUGUGGACUAUCUUAAACGUUUCCAUGAAUGGAUUCUUCAUCUGGAUGCUGGUGUGCAUCUAGUCAAAUUACUCCAAGUCUUUGGCAUGUUGUGGGAUAUAAACAUUUCUCGGAUAUCUGGACGUCAGACUCGAGUCAACCCAACCAAAGAAAUCUUAAAGGAUGUAUGUGCAGCCUUCCUGCAUCGCCCUUGGUCUACAUUAGAUGGUGCAACUGAGAAGGGAACAGCAUACACUCUUCAAGUAGAACUCCUCGCUCGAGUUUACUUUGAAAGUGUUGAAGAUAAGUUGGAUGUAUUGCAAGAGUUGGUACCCAAACUCUACAAUGAGUCAAGAGAACUAACAAACAAAGAAUCAGCUUUUGAAACUUUCCCAGCUGUUAGCAAGUACAAUUUUUAUGUGUUGUGCAGAGUAAUGUAUUCUGCACUUGCCAAAGGAAUUCAGUCUGAAAUGUCAAAAACUGAUGAUAUUGUUCAGCAAAUGAAGGCAUGGACAACAGUUUUUAAGGUCUUGGGGGGAAUGGUUGACAUCACACAGAAAUUCACAGCAAGGCCUUAUCUAGCAGCUAUGUUAAAACAUGGUCAAGUUCUCCUCAAAUACUUCCUUGAUAAAGGAAUGCCUGUGCUUGAAAGCUGCCUUCGCAAUAACACCGAGGAAGUUAUGGCAAUUUUGCGCAGUUCUCAAACUUUAACAAGAUUUAUUAACAAAAUCUGUUUGAGUUGCAAGACCAGCCAAGAUUCUGCUUUAACAGCUCAUGUGCCGAAGAUUCGUGGCACAAUGGAAACCAUAUUGUAUCGAGUCAAGGGCAUGUUGGCUUUAAACAACAUAGAAUCAGCCUGGCAUAUGGGCAAUCUGAGGAACCGUGAUGUCCAUAAUGUUGAAUUAAAUACUCAGGAGAGUAACGAAGAUGAUGAAGAAGUACCUGAAGAAGAUGAAGAAGGAGAUGCUGAUGUAACUUUGUUGGAUUCGGGUAGUGAUGAUGAGGAAGAUCAGCGAGUAAAAGGGAAGAAAAAAAAACGACAGGGCCGAAAGAAGAACCGCUCAAGGAGGUCUGGGUCGGGAUCAGAGGAUGAAGAUGGGGAGGAAGACAGUGAAGAAGAUGAAGGGGAAAACACCUCAAUUAGUACAGCUUAUUAAAAAAAAAUUUUUGUUCUUGACCUUGAAUUGUGGUUUCUAUAUUACUAGGCAGUAAACUGAACUGUUAAUUUUACGCAUUUCAUGAUGAAAUUUUUGCCAUUUUGUAAAAGGUGCUAUUAAAAAGGAUGGAUUUUAAUUUUUA